CACUGUCGUUGUCUGUGUCUGUCUCUCACUCAAGAAGAGGCCAUGUGUAGGUGCCCAACAUCCAGCUAAGUCCAGCAACAGUUACCUCCCUCUCAACUUCCAACCCUUCCCCAACUAUAAUAUCCCGAUUCCCAACCAACAUUCUCUCUCCUUCCCCAUCCAUCCAAGCUUCCUUAUCACUUAAGUUUAGCACAGACAUGGCCGACCAGGAACCCAUAAAGGUGGAGCCAGAGGUACGGGAGAACCCUCCCCCGGCUCCUUCUCCGGCACCAGAACACGUCGAAGAACCUCCCAAGGAUGUUACUGAGGAGAAAUCCGUAAUUCCACCUCCUGAAGCUCCUCCUGAAGAGAAGCCCCAUGACUCCAAAUCUCUUGCCGUGGUUGAAAAAGCUCCGGAGUAUGCUGAAGAGAAAAGUACUGAGGGUUCUAUCAACCGAGAUGCUGUGCUUGCAAGAGUUGCAACAGAGAAAAGGCUAUCACUGAUCAGGGCAUGGGAAGAUAGUGAAAAAUCAAAAGCAGAGAACAAGGCUCAUAAGAAGCUAUCUGCCAUUGGGGCAUGGGAAAACAGCAAGAAAGCAUCUAUAGAGGCUGAGUUGAGAAGGAUUGAGGAAAAACUGGAGACUAAGAAGGCUGAAUAUGUGGAGAAAAUGAAAAACAAAGUAGCUCUGAUACAUAAGGAAGCAGAAGAAAAGAGGGCAGUAACCGAAGCUAAACGUGGAGAAGAUCUUCUCAAGGCAGAGGAAACGGCUGCAAAAUACCGCGCCACUGGAACAGGUCCAAAGAAGCUCCUUGGUUGGUUCUCAGGCUAAAAAAAAAUCUCAGGUCUGGUCGAAAUAUGUUUGAAUUAUUUGUAGUUAUUCUUCGUUUUGAGUUAAUUUGUUAAUUUAUAUGUGAUGUUUCAUGUUUGGUUAUGUUGUUGGAAAUUGGUCCAUAGGUUUGUGUGUCGCAGUGAUAUAUGUGUUGCCUUAUUAAUUUGUAAAAAACAUGUAUAUUAUAGCAUGGAGGCGUGAAGUUGUUUGAAA
Messenger RNA from Juglans regia (Persian walnut), 1022 nucleotides. Its product is annotated as remorin-like. The transcript has 5 exons. Lineage: Eukaryota; Viridiplantae; Streptophyta; Magnoliopsida; Fagales; Juglandaceae. The record is from RefSeq and is a predicted model, not a curated record. Bases 198 to 809 code for a protein of 203 amino acids.